GGCAAAACGGACGAUCGGUUUAGUUGCAUGAACGGCGUACAACGUGACGGCGGGAUCCGUACAGUCGUUCCUCGGCGGAGAGAGAGACCCUCGUGUGGGAGAGUGCCAGAGCGAGAGGGGCAGACGGGAUAGAGUGAGACGGCGGCGGCACGUAGCUUGUAGGGAAAGGCGGAGAGAGGAAGGAGAGCAGUAGCUAGCCGGUGGUGCGUCGUCGUUGUGCGCUUCCUAACCUCCAAAACGGGCUCCUCGCCUCGCCGACAGCCGACGCGUAAACGUACGUAACGAACGAACGAACGAGCGAGCGAGCGACGCCGCUACCUCGACGCGCGCGCGUGUGUAUAUAUAUAUGUAUAUAUAUUAUAUACGUAUAUAUAUGUGUAUAUGUGCCCGUCCUUCUCCCCGUGACGUUGCCACCGAUUCAUAACGAACGUGAUCCGGCAGUCGUCGUCGUCGUCGUCGUCGUCACCGCUGCCUUGGUCGUCAUCGCCGUGACUCUACGACAGUGUGUUUCUCGCGUGUGUGUCAUCGGGUAUCCGCGGCGUGACAAAAGAGCCGUGAGACUGCGCGGUGGAGGAAAAAAAAAAUAUCCGCGCGAGAGAGAGAGGGAGGAGAUUAGUCCGAAAAGGGAGUUUUUCGUUUUUGGAAUUCACCUCGCCGUCUUGUGCCGCGCUUGCAUUUUGAGUGAGUGAGACGAAACGCGACGAGGGGGAAAUUAGCCACGUCGCCGAACCACCAGGUGCACGGGAUAUUCGACUCCGGAAUUCGGCCUGGAACAUUCCUUCCAUCGUUGCCGCCAACCGCUAGCCGCCCGCCGACGCCGCCGUCUGGGAGCCCUACCGUGGACACGGUAGGUCUAAUAGGCAAUAGAAAUUGAUCUGUGUUCGAUACACCGACGGAAAAUACGUGUGAAGAAUUUAGACAUUAUGAUGAUGACAAACCUACCCCCUGUUAUGCUGCCACCCAUUACGGACUACGGGAUGCUGACGCCUACUCUUGGAAUAAAGGUAAGAAUUCCAGACCUUUCGAAUUUUCGUCCGUUCCCCACAGCACCGUUUCCGGUGGUGAGUGUCCAGGAAUUCCAGUACGCACGCGGGACGGGCGCGUCCAUAACGAUGAGGGGUAGUGACGAGCUUCUAUCGCAAAGCGGGGCAGUCAGCAAUGGUGCUUCAAUGAGUCCGCAACCACAUCACGCGGCCGACAACAACAAUGACGCCAAGAAGGUUAAGCUCGACAAGAGUCACAGCGGCAAACCUUCCAGAGUCAUUCAUAUCAGGAACAUACCUAACGAGGUGACAGAGGCAGAGAUCAUCCAUCUGGGUCUGCCGUUCGGCCGUGUCACCAAUGUACUUGUUCUCAAGGGCAAGAAUCAGGCGUUUCUUGAAAUGGCGGACGAGAACGCUGCGGCGACCAUGGUGACCUACUACGCUUCCGGUGUGGCCCAACUCAGAGGCAGAGCGGUCUACGUGCAGUUCAGCAAUCACCGUGAACUCAAGACGGAUCAAACGCACUCCAACAACGCGGUCAGUAGCCCAACAAAUGAUGUCGCCAACACCUCUGAGAAUUCGAACAGCCAGGUCGCGAUCGCCGGGCAGAAUCAGGUGUCCGGUGCCAGCGAGACUCAGGGCGGACCCAACACCGUGCUCCGAGUCAUCGUCGAGCACCUGCUCUACCCGAUCACUCUCGACAUCCUCUAUCAGAUAUUCACGCGCUUCGGCAAGGUCCUGAAGAUCGUCACCUUCACAAAGAACAGCUCCUUCCAGGCACUAAUACAGUACGCGGACAUGCUGUCGGCGCAGACCGCUAAAUUUUCGCUCGACGGACAGAACGUCUACAACUCCUGCUGCACGCUGCGCAUCGACUACAGCAAGAUGCAGAACCUGAACGUUAAGUACAAUAAUGACAAGUCCCGGGAUUACACCAACCCGAAUCUUCCGACCGGCGACGCCAGCCUGGAUGCGGCGUCGCUCGCCCUCGGCGGGGAAUUGCUGCUGAUGGGCGCCGGUUCCCAACCGCGUGCCAGAAUACCCGAGUCCAUUGCAGGGGCACCGGGUGUGCUGCCCACGCCCUUUGCCAUGCACGGCCUCGCUUCGCCCCUGGCCGGCCCCUACAACGGCGUGCCCCCGGCCGGCGGGCUCGCCGGCCUCGGCGGAUUCCCCCUCGGCGCGGCUGGUCUAGGAGUCCGGGUGCAGGGAAGCGCGCAGGCAUCCGCCGUGCUGCUCGUCAGCAAUCUCAACGAGGAGAUGGUCACGCCUGACGCUCUCUUUACCCUGUUUGGCGUUUACGGGGAUGUACAGCGUGUGAAGAUCCUCUACAACAAGAAAGACUCGGCACUAAUACAGAUGGCCGAACCUCAUCAGGCGCUUUUAGCGCUAACCCAUAUGGACAAGUUGAGAGUGUUUGGAAAGCAAAUCAAAGUAAUGCUCAGCAAACACCAAACGGUCCAAUUGCCAAAGGAAGGUCAGCCAGACGCGGGCCUCACGAAAGAUUACACCAACAGCACCCUUCACCGAUUUAAGAAACCCGGCUCGAAGAAUUAUCAGAACAUCUAUCCGCCGAGCGCGACCCUGCAUUUAUCAAACAUUCCGGCUACGGUAGCGGAGGAAGAAAUCAAGGAUGCUUUCACCAAGAACGGCUUCACCGUGAAAGCCUUCAAAUUUUUCCCGAAGGACAGGAAGAUGGCUCUCAUACAAAUGCCUAACAUGGACGAUGCCGUGGCUGCGCUGAUCAAAAUGCACAACUACCAGCUUAGCGAGUCCAACCACCUCAGAGUGUCGUUCUCCAAAAGCAACAUCUAACAAGAAUCGCCACCGCACGAGCAGCAGUGGUACCAGCCGUACGCCCUAGUUCCCCUUUGGUCACCCGCUUCGGUCUACGACUGAUGGUCCCACAGUUGGAUCCGCUCAGGUGCUCGUCCGUUCCUGCGGGAGUCGCUACGCUGUUGCCGGCCGGCUGCACUGCGCGCGUGACCCAUGGUCCACGUUGCGCACUCGGACUUUGGAGCGGCACAAGCGGACAGGAGCUACCUCGUCCGAGCGAGCUUAGGAUGCUUUCGAGGCCUUGCCCUUGUUGUCGGGACGUCUAUACGGCACGCAUCUAUUUCCGCAUCCGGUUGAUUCUGACAAUUUCCGAGGGUUGCUAGGGUGAUUCGAGAUGUACCAAGGCUGCAAGCGCUCAAGUUAGACGAUGAAGAGGCAAAUUUCGCGACGGCCUUCUCGAAGGUAGUUUCCGGUGCUGGCUUUCGAGCGUAUUGACGCGACAGUUUCGUAACUUUAGAAAUAUGUGAGGAAUUUAGAGAGACAGACGAGGCGAGAGAAGGGAGAGAGAGAGAGAGAGAGAGAAAGGAAGGAUGAGAGAAAGUUAAAUAACGCAACAAAUCGAUCAUUCUUGUGAAAGCCAGGACCGUCGCGGGAAAAGAGAGAAAUGAGAAAAAUAGAGAGAGAUGCAGAUGAGAAAAGCCCAGCAGCCGGGCAUACGUAGAGAAAGCACGCGUAAGAGAGGAAAGAGAGAUUAGAUUAAGAUUAGACGGGAGCGAGGAGACAGCGCAGUGUGGCGAACAACUGUGUCCUCGACUCUUGUACAGAGUUAACGCUAGGAAAGAUAAGAUAUAUUAUUAUACAUGUAAAAUUUCAAUGAAUCGCGCGGCCCGAACCGCUACAGUGAUUACGGUUAAGGAUUUUUUCAAAGUUACGUGAACGUUAAAGGGCGACCAUCUCGCGAUAAGCGCGCGCGACGGCGUCGUCCGUAUACAAUAUAUAUAUAAAUAUCACAGUUUCGGAAGUGGGUCUCCGUCGUCGGCGUGCGUCGUUCGACGAACGGACCUCUCGGGGAGCAGAGCCAAGUGGGGGGAAACAAACAAUGGACCGCGAGAUGUUCUGAUAAUCCCGGACGAUCGUCGUACGUUCACGCGCGACCCGGCGGCCGACUGCCGUGAACCAAGCAAGCGUUUCCCCCACGAGACAAUCUUCAUUCUUCUGACGACCAAAAAAAAAAAAAA
Messenger RNA from Wasmannia auropunctata (little fire ant), 3994 nucleotides. RefSeq names its product polypyrimidine tract-binding protein 1 (gene heph). Gene Ontology annotation, cellular component: nucleus. NCBI's taxonomy places the organism in Eukaryota, Metazoa, Arthropoda, Insecta, Hymenoptera, Formicidae. Gene Ontology annotation, molecular function: mRNA binding. The record is from RefSeq and is a predicted model, not a curated record. The coding region runs from base 924 to 2795 and encodes 623 amino acids. Gene Ontology annotation, biological process: mRNA processing; regulation of RNA splicing. The transcript is spliced from 17 exons.